Messenger RNA from Aspergillus niger, 348 nucleotides. RefSeq lists its product as hypothetical. The transcript has a single exon. Lineage: Eukaryota; Fungi; Ascomycota; Eurotiomycetes; Eurotiales; Aspergillaceae. The coding region runs from base 1 to 348 and encodes 115 amino acids. The record is from RefSeq and is a predicted model, not a curated record.
AUGGGUUACCUUGGCAGAAUAGAUUGGAUUCAUGGGGGAAAGUCGUCGAUGCUGCAGAGUCAAAGAAAUCGGUGGAAAGGGUGGGCCAUGUUGAGCUGCACUUGCGACAGACUCACUGCGCAUGGACUAGCAGUGAAGCGUCUCAACAAGGAUCAUAACUUGGUGGCGGUUCAGGGUGUUCUGGCCAGGGAUCACCGGCAAUGUUGGGAGGGUCUCUCGCCCUGCAGGCUGUUUCUUACAGAGCACGGACGUGGCAGGUCAUGGACUAGCCUUCUGCAGGCUGAGACUGACUACAACACACCUACUCGAUUAUUCGAGCUACCUCUUUGCUGUAAAAGCUGCUGGUAG